This is a messenger RNA of Malassezia sympodialis ATCC 42132, 1209 nucleotides long. It is a transcript of the gene POT1, whose product is annotated as acetyl-CoA C-acyltransferase. The record is from RefSeq and is a predicted model, not a curated record. Gene Ontology annotation, cellular component: peroxisome. NCBI's taxonomy places the organism in Eukaryota, Fungi, Basidiomycota, Malasseziomycetes, Malasseziales, Malasseziaceae. Gene Ontology annotation, biological process: fatty acid beta-oxidation; phenylacetate catabolic process. Gene Ontology annotation, molecular function: acetyl-CoA C-acyltransferase activity.
AUGAGCUUCGCUACCCAGUCCGGCAAGGCCCAGCUCCUUGAGAAGCAUGACAACGACGUCGUUAUCUGCGGUGCUUACCGCUCGCCUGUGACGCGUGCCAAGAAGGGCGGUCUGGCGCAGGCGGCGCCUGAGGAGGUCCUGGGUCUUGUACUCAAGGGCCUGCUCGCCAAGACGGGCGUGGAUGUGUCCAAGAUCGAGGACGUGGCAGUGGGCAAUGUCCUUCCCCCUGGUGGUGGUGCCACGGGUGCGCGCCAGGCGGCGCUCUGGGCCGGCAUCCCCAACACGGCCUCGGUCAACACCGUCAACCGACAGUGCUCUUCGGGUCUGGCCUCGGUGAACCAGAUUGCCAACGAGAUUAUCACUGGCCAGAUUGACGUCGGUAUCGGCGCGGGUGUGGAGUCGAUGACUCUGAACUACGGUGCCGGUGUGAUGCCUCUGAAGAUGUCAGAUGAGAUCAUGAACAACUCGGAGGCGGCCGACUGCAUGCUCCCUAUGGGUAUUACGUCGGAGAACGUGGCCAAGAAGUACAACGUCACCCGCCAGAAGCAAGACGCUUUUGCGGCCGAGUCGUUCAAGCGCGCCGCGGAGGCCCAGGCCGCGGGCAAGUUCAAGGAUGAGAUCAUUCCGAUCAAGUACGUCGACGAUGACGGCAACGAGCGCACCGUGUCCGAGGACGAUGGUAUCCGCAAGGGCGUUACGGCCGAGUCGCUGGGCAAGCUUAAGCCGGCUUUCUCUGCCGACGGCUGCACGCACGCCGGUAACGCCUCGCAAGUGAGUGACGGCGCGGCUGCUGUGCUCCUCGCUCGCCGCAGCGUCGCCAAGAAGCUCGGUCUGCCUGUCGUUGCCAAGUUCUGCGGCGGUGUCACCGUGGGUGUGCCCCCCAACAUUAUGGGUGUGGGUCCCGCCUACGCGAUUCCCAGGCUCCUUGAGAAGGCGAAGAUCUCGAAGGACGACGUUGACAUUUACGAGAUCAACGAGGCCUUUGCAUCGCAGGCUCUCUUCUCGGUGGAACACCUUGGUCUUGACCUUGCGAAGGUCAACCCUGUGGGUGGCGCUAUUGCUCUGGGCCACCCCCUGGGUGCUACCGGCUCGCGCCAAAUUGCCACGGCGCUGAGCGAGGCCAAGCGCUCGGGUGCCAAGUUCGUUGUCACCUCCAUGUGCAUCGGUACCGGUAUGGGUAUGGCUGCUCUCAUCGUCAACGAGCAGUAA